Oreochromis aureus is the source of this 6340-nucleotide messenger RNA. RefSeq names its product phosphatidylinositol-4-phosphate 5-kinase, type I, gamma a (gene pip5k1ca). The record is from RefSeq and is a predicted model, not a curated record. Gene Ontology annotation, biological process: phosphatidylinositol metabolic process. The coding region runs from base 1035 to 3236 and encodes 733 amino acids. Gene Ontology annotation, molecular function: phosphatidylinositol kinase activity. NCBI's taxonomy places the organism in Eukaryota, Metazoa, Chordata, Actinopteri, Cichliformes, Cichlidae. The transcript is spliced from 19 exons.
UUAUUUCUAUAUAACCUGAUAAUAUCAUUGUGAUCUAAUUCUGUGUAAUAAUAAGUGAAAAUCUUACAUCUUGACACACAGUAAGUUCAUCCUUGCAAAAACCUAGAAAAUGUCACACAGAUUUUAUUUAAAAGACUCUUAACUUAUUUAUUUCUAAGCUUCUCUGAGACUCUUUAUUAUUAAGUAUCGUCUUCUACUCACUGCAGCAGAUAAUCUGCUUCUCACCCUAUUCCUAGCACCUUCCUCCUUCACUGCAUCCAAUGAAUUUUCUCUGUGGUCGUCCUCUUUUCCUCUUUCAUAGCAGCUUCAUAUUCAGCAUGCUUCAUCCAACAUAUCCAUUAUCCGUCUUUUGCACAUGCUCAAACCAUCUCAGCCUUUCGUCUACAACUUUGUCUCUUACAGCUCAACCUGAUAUAUCCUUCUGAUGUGUUCAUUAUUAAUCUUAUAAAUUCAUACAUUAUGAAUUUAUUACUUCUACUCCUUGCAAAGGUACCCAUUUGUCACUCCUACCACUCCUAGAUCCACAAGGACACAGUACCUUGUGACCUUCUCUCCAUCAACACUCUCAAAGCAAACCUCGCAUCUGUAUUGUUGUAUUAUCUUUAUCCCUGUGUAAUUACUAGAACUGUACAAAUCAACCCUGUUCUUGAAAAUCUGCUUGUUCUCCAUUCCUCAGGCAUUAUCUGACUCUCUAAGAUUAAAAACUCCUGGAUGUUUUCAUACGUCCACAAAUUCACUCAGAGUCCUGUAGAGGGAGUCACAUGGCCCAUCAGUACAAAACCAGGCGGCAGCGGCUCAGCAGCAGCAGCAGCAAGUGCAGUGCAGAGGAGCUGGAAGGAGCAGAUUGUGUCCUGCUGUCGUGAGGAAACACUGCACAGAUGAAGGGACCGUCGCGGAUAGCUGUCGCAUAUUCCUCCGUUUGAUUAUUGUCACACAUCAAACGACCCGCUCCUCUUUCCCUCCACCGGGAUCGCGCCGUCGCUGUGGGUCUUUCAUUCGGAGGGGCUUGCCUGUUUUUUCCUCCGGGAGGCUGAAUGGAAGCAGCAGCCGAGGGAGCGGUCGGGCUGUCGGAGGCCAGGGAAGGGAGCCCGCUGUCCGGGGCCGCAGCAUCCGAUGAUGCGGACACGGUUGUGGGAGUAAGCUACGGGAUGGACGCCGCAGACAUGGAUGCAGCUGCUAAGAAAGCCUUCAUCACAGAGAUGGCCUCAUCCUCAGGCCAGCCUGGCCAAGGAAAGAAGAUUGGCCACAGAGGGGUGGACGCAUCAGGGGAGACUACUUAUAAGAAGACCACAUCAUCAGCCUUGAAAGGUGCCAUCCAGCUGGGCAUCGGUUACACAGUGGGUAACCUGAGCUCCAAGCCUGAGAGAGAUGUGUUAAUGCAGGACUUUUACGUGGUGGAGAGCAUCUUUUUCCCCAGUGAAGGGAGCAACCUUACUCCAGCCCAUCAUUUCCCGGAUUUCCGCUUUAAAACGUACGCUCCUGUGGCCUUCCGCUACUUCAGAGAACUGUUUGGCAUCAGGCCGGAUGACUACCUGUACUCCCUGUGCAACGAGCCUCUGAUCGAGCUGUCCAAUCCUGGAGCAAGUGGCUCAGUCUUCUACCUUACUAAGGAUGAUGAGUUCAUCAUCAAGACUGUGAUGCACAAGGAGGCUGAAUUCUUACAGAAAUUGCUGCCUGGAUACUACAUGAACUUGAAUCAGAACCCUCGCACUUUGCUGCCCAAGUUUUUCGGCCUCUACUGUGUCCAGUCAGGUGGCAAGAACAUCCGUGUGGUUGUUAUGAACAAUGUCCUCCCCCGCGUGGUGCGCAUGCACCUCAAGUACGACCUGAAGGGAUCCACCUACAAGAGGCGAGCGUCCAAGAAGGAGAGGGAGAAGGCCAGGCCCACCUUCAAAGACCUGGACUUCAUGCAAGACUUGCAGGAUGGCCUGAUGAUGGACCAGGACACGUACAAUGCCCUGACCAAGACCCUGCAGAGAGACUGCCUGGUGCUGGAAAGCUUUAAGAUCAUGGACUACAGCCUGCUGCUUGGGGUCCACAACAUCGACCAAGCAGAGAGGGAGAGGCAGAUGGAGGGCUCCCAGGGUGACAGCGAUGAGAAAAGGCCCGUGGCCCAGCAGAAGGCUCUGUACUCCACAGCCAUGGAGUCCAUCCAGGGGGGAGCUGCCUGCGGAGGGUCUAUUGACACAGAUGACACGAUGGGCGGUAUCCCCGCCGUUAACGGAAAAGGAGAAAGGCUUCUUCUCUUCAUCGGAAUCAUCGACAUCUUGCAGUCUUACAGGUUAAUCAAGAAACUGGAACACACGUGGAAGGCUUUGGUUCAUGAUGGGGACACUGUAUCGGUCCACCGGCCAGGAUUCUAUGCUGACAGAUUCUUGAAGUUCAUGAGCACCACAGUUUUCAAGAAGAGCUCCUCUUUGAAGUCCUCUCCGUCAAAGAAGGGUCGUGUGUCCUUGACGGUGCCCAAGUGUGGUGGUCCUGGUGCAGCUUGGUCAGCCAGCCAGCUGCCCUCUGAGAGAGACGAGAAUAUCUACGACCUGAGAGGAGCUCGCAGCUUCCCAACGCUGGAGGACGAGGGGAGACCAGAUCUUCUUCCAUGUACUCCUCCAUCAUUCGAGGAGGCCACCACAGCAUCAAUUGCCACCACGCUCUCCUCCACCACCUCUUUGUCCAUUCCCGAGAGAUCUCCCUCUGACACGGCCGAACACCCCCGCUACAGGAGGCACACCCAGUCACUUAGCCAUGAUGGGAGGACCCAGGAGGAGCUGCGUGUGCGUGAGGAGGAUCAGCAGACCAUCACAGUGGAGGUGGAGCUGAAGAGACAUGACAGUGAGCCCACCAUCUCUGUUCCUCAGCCCUCGCCUGAAAUCAGCGACAUUCAGGAAGUAGCUGGUGCAGAGGCUCUAGACGGUGCCGCAGCAGAACCUUCAGGCUCUUCGUCAGCACCCGAGGCUGCCUCAUCCACCUCCUCGUCUGCCCUAGCUGCUUCCUCCUCCCUGGGGCCACCCGAAGAGGCCACAUCCAGCCCAAAGGAGGCGGUGGCGGUGGAAGCAGACAGAGCCAGCCAGGUGUCCGGCUCAGGGUGCACCAGUCAGGCUUCGGUUGAUGACGACGACGAUGUGCCAAUCACAGAUAUCUACUUUCCUCCAGAGGACAGGACCUGGGUGUACUCUCCGCUACACUAUGGCUCAGAGUCUAAGGCCCUGCCAGAUGGGGAUUGGGAAAGAGAGACAUAAAUCCUGUUUUCUGGCAGACAGGAGUGAACGUCUCAGCGGAGAGGACUCAUCAGUCUGAAGUCCAGACCUCAGUGGCAGCAGCGUGAUCUCUGUCUGAACCAGGAUUUAAAAACAUGCAUACAGAAACACACUGAGAGGAAAAAGUGACUGGAGUACCAGAGGGAGAAAAGAAAAAACCCUGACAGUGAUGAUAUCACUAGUUUGCAACCAUCCCUGCCUUUCACCCUUUGACAAAUGAAAUUUAUUACAUCAGUUUAAUAAAUAAUUGUAUGUGUGACAUAGUGCGCAUAAGGCUGUAUGUAGUCUUGUAUGUUUGACACGCCCAAAAGACCACGAUAACCUACUUUUUGUUCUGUUUCACACUAACACAGCCCUCCAACCGACUCUUUCCUGCCGAAUCUCUGAAAGUCAUUUUUUUUCGUGAUAUCCUUAAUGCUGCAAAGCAGAUUUCUCUACAUUUUUGAACCUUCAUUGUUUAAGGUCACACAUACUAGCUAGCAGUCAUCUCCUGGGUUCUGUGAUCAAACAAAACCACGAGCAGCUCUUUAAAACAUUGCUCCAUGACACAAAUACAGGUUAAAAAAAUGCUAAAUUGAGUGGAUGCUCCUUGUAGAAAUGUUCCUGUAAGUUUAAAAGUAUUAAAGUUUUCCUUUUUUUAAGCAGCUGUUCAUCUUUUGUAGCGAGGUUUUAAUAAAGCUAUAUUAAUGCUACUACUGUCCUCGGUUCUCAGUAAAGAAAAUGAAUGGCACAUCCAGAACUAGGAGCAUAUAAAGUUUCUCCCAGUAAGGAAAACUAAUUUGAGGAAAAAUGAAAUUAAACUCAUUAAUCUCAAAAAUAUCUCCAGUGCAAUUACCUCAGACUGCAACAUAUCAGUCAUCCUGUGACUGCGCUGGCUGCUGUGUUUCCAACCAGUUUGAAGGAAAUCUCCAGCUAAGUGGUAGUAAUUGCUGCCAGUAUGGUGCCCAUUUCCAUUAUACCGCUGGUGUUGAAGUUAAUUAGCUGUGUCUGCUGUUCCAUGAUAAUCUUACCAGAGGUCGUCAUCACAAAAUUCUGAACAGUUUGAUGCUAAAAGAUUUUUGCAAAACCAAGUGUGCAAAGUACGUCUUACUAGGCAGGCACCAUAGCCUAACAUAACUCAGAUAAAUGGGGCUUUUUCUUUUUUUUUUCUCAAGUCAGUGUAUUACGCUUCUGUAUCCCGUGAUGUUGGAGGGCUCUGUGCUCACGGAACAUGAGUUACAGUGAAAACCACUUUGGGCCAAUCAAAGCAGAACAUCCAGACAUCUCUGUCCUUUCAAGUAGUGAAAAUAUGCAGUUUAACUUUUUUUUUAAAAACAUAUUCAUUUACAGCAUUAUUAAAACUUAAAUCCUGUUGUUACAUUUUCAUUUCUAAACUUUUCUUCAGCUGUUUUUACUACUGUGAACUUUUAAUUAUUUGUCUGUUUAUAUUUGAUGGUAAUAUUCACGACUGGUACUUUUCACUCACAGUUUUUUUUUUUAAAUCUAUUUGCAUCCAAAGACUUUCAGUUUUUGUUUUGAUCAUUUUCUUCACUGCGGUAUUUUGUUCUCUUUUUCAUGUGUUGUCUAAUUCAGUGUUGUUUUUCACUACACCACAUGUUGUGUUCCAAUAGCUGAGGGUGAUGACUCUUGCCUUCAAAAUAGAAGGCGUCAAUUACAACACUAAGGCAGCAGACAUUGUCAUUACAGUAAUUUUCAUGUCUACACAAUGUCUUCCAGUGUUGCCCUAUUUUCGGACCGAUGCACAGGGAUCAGUUGUAACAGUAGAAUCAGCAUAUCAGUUACAUUUUCUACAUCACCUCCUCACGUCAAGAAAUCGGGGAAUCUUUCCAAUGUUUGUAGAUGUAGAGCACCAGUUGUAGUGUUUGAGGUCGAUAUCGUAGCUGUUACCUGUAUAUUCCAGUGAACGCAGUGCGUGUUGGCUUGGUGAGACACAGCAGUUUGUGAAUGGGUUGAAUGUCGUUUGCACUCAAUAAAAGGACCUGAAGAUGAACUAGUGGUAGAGGCCAAAUAAACACUCGUCACAUUAUCCAGAAGUCAAAUUUUCCAGUUCUUAGAUAAGUCUCUGCUCACACAUGCUGAUAUUUGGACAGUAUUUAUUUUAGGAUUGCGUGUUUGUGUGUGCGCGCGCAUGUGUCUGUGACAUCAAUCACAGUCAUUGUGCAUUUAGUGUUUACUGUAGUCUCUCUGUGGCUGAGAUCUUAAAACUUACAUCUUAAAAACUUAAAGAUUUGGAGGUUUUGGGUUUUUUUUUAAACUAACUACAGGCAGUUUCUUCGGUUCGUUGGUACCUUUCUAUGUGUGUUUGUGUGUAAGGGAGGACACAUCAAUGUCAGGUGUUGUAAAAUAAGAAUCGGUUUGUUCUCAUGAUGUGCAGUGGCCAGUUGUAAUCAGUUUGCUGUUGUUCAUCAGAUGAAGACCAUAGCAGCAAUAUUUUGUACAGUUUAGCUUUUACGUUAAUUGCCUUAUUAAGAAAUUUUACAUGUAGGUCUGUUGUUAAUAAUUUUUUUCCACUUGUGCUGUUAUAUUUAUUUUUCUUUCUCAUAGUUGUGCUCCUGAGAAUGUGUACAUAAAACUAUAAAUACAUAUAUAAAGAUAUACAAAUAUAUUUUCCAUUUGAAUCGGGAAAAUAUUAUUUUUAUUUGGUUUCAUUUUUGCUGCUGGGCAAGAAAUGAUUGCAAUCUACAUGAUUUUACUGUACCAUAUUCUUCAGUGUGUUUAUUGAGAUGCAGCUGCUGUAUAUUUAUGGUUUGCAAACCACAGCUGUGUCUUUGUAUGAUAUCCAAAACAGAAAGAUUUGUGGGGUUUAAUGUACAUGCAGAUCAAUAGGGAUUCUUCCAACUGUUCAGCUGUGUUGUGUGUGUUUUCAAAUCCCUGUGUGCCCUCAUCCAAUAGGGAGAGUCCUUUACAGAGACAUAGCAUGAUUUCAAAAUGAAUAUGCAUAUCAGAAAUGUGUAUUUAUGUAUAUCUGUGUAAAUUCAUCUAUUUAUACAUGAGGAUAAAUAGAUGGCUGUGUGUGCGUGUGUUUGGACUCAAUCAGAAUGAAUACAAAAUAAAGCAGUUCUAUGAAUUGUUGUCCAUGGAGAUGA